Paralichthys olivaceus (Japanese flounder) is the source of this 879-nucleotide messenger RNA. The record is from RefSeq and is a predicted model, not a curated record. Lineage: Eukaryota; Metazoa; Chordata; Actinopteri; Pleuronectiformes; Paralichthyidae.
GUUGAAAGUGAAAGAAUUCACAAGUCAUCAAGGUAAAAAUGUACCUGGAGAUGGAAACGUUGAACGUGAUCGUGAUCGUCCUGCUCGUUUCCCAGCAUGCCUUGUGUGUGGAGGUGUAUGAGGGGGCGGAGUCUGUCUUGCUGCCCUGCUACAGUGACGUCCCUAAUGUGACUGGAGUCGUGUGGAGGAGGAACAUAACCAUCGUUCACGGUCAAACGCACGAGGGCGAAGACCGGCUGCGACAGGACCAGCGAUACGUCAACCGAACAUCGAUGAGGGAGGACGCUCUGUGGAGCAAAAACUUCAGCCUCAUUCUGACCAAACCCUCCGUUAACGACAGCGACAACUACACCUGCACUGCCAGAUACCUUGGACAGGACCUGAACCAAACAGUCGUUCAACUGAUGGUCAGAGGAGUAGAUGCUCCUACAGGUCGACAAGCGUCACACAACCAGGUGAACCUGGAGGUGUUUGAGCCACCGUCCUCUUCAGUGGAACAGGUGGAGGUGGAAUCAGGGGCGGAGUCUGUCCAGCUGCCCUUCAGAACCUCAACCGACCUGUCUCAAGACGUCAAAGUGGAGUGGACGGGCGGAAGCUACAUCAAGGUCCACUUGUAUGAGAACAUGUCAGAUCAGUCUGAAGAACAGCAGCCGGAUUACAGAGGCCGAACACAGAUGAAUGAAGACGCACUGAGAACCGGUGACCUCAGUCUGACCCUGAGACGCCCCAGAGUCAGUGACAGACAGCAAGAGGACAGACUGGAGGAUGUGGACAGGACUUUUGGACAAUGGAUGGAGGAGGUGCUGUGGGAGGCCUGGCGGGGAGCCGUUUCCAUGGUGAAGGUGCCAAUCAGAGUCUGUCGCGGGCAGGGACCCAGAU